CUUCAGGGCCCAGAACCUGCUGUUCCAGGAGAUUUUUACAUGUUAUUAAAUAUAAAUGUGUCUCCACAUCCUGGAACAACUGAUUAAAAUUUGCCUCUCAAUGUAAAUUUUAAAUAAGGAAUUCUCUCAAUGUUCUGGUACUUCUCCUUUUUCCACCUCUAUUAUUAGUGAUUCAUUGCCACACAAAGCGUACAACUGUUUUACUGAAAAGUAUCAAAGUAGUUCAUCUGGAACAUGUUUUGUACAUGUUCUUGUUCAACAAACUACACUUUCAAUACAAAUUAUUCAUAAUAUAUCGGUUAACAUUUAUAAAAUGGUAAUAUAAUAAAAAUAAUCACUGCAAAUGCUGAGUUGGCUUAGGUAGAACUAGAAGAGUCUAAUACAUGCUGCCAUGUUUGCAGUAGCAUGUAGAUAAAGCUGUUUCUGGUGAUGGAAGAGGAUGUACCUUUUCAGGGGGACUCAGCUAUGCGUGUUUGAAACCACAGCUGUCACUGUGCUGUUACUGAGGCAACAAAAACAAAACGGACAAACUCACGUUUUCAGAAAGAGUAGGGUGAAGAUAAACUGUUUCAUGGAUUUUGACAGGAAGUGACUUUGAAACAAAGAGGAAUCACAAAGGCUUUUUGGCACCAUCUGCAGUUUUUAACAAAGAGAAUGGAACAAAACAUUGCCGAUUUGCUGAAAGAUGCAUUUUCAGAAGUUGAUAUAGACUUUGAACAUAUACAGCUCGAAGAGGGUGGGGAGAUUGAUCUGAAAGAUGCCAGCAAGCUCUGGCCAACAUCUGACCAAGGCUCAGUCGAGACCUUCUCUAGUGUUAACAAACAAGAAGAGAAUGAAGACAGUACUGAUAGCAGUGAGGAGAGCGCAUCAAGUAAUCAACACCCUGUAGAGACAGGAUGUGCACUUUGUUCAUCUCAAGAAAUAGACUCUGAUCAGUUUGCAGAAAAGACAUCAACGAAAGUGAAAGAAGUUGACCAGGCAAGUGAGGAGUGCACUGUAGAGGACGAAAGCAAUCAAAGUGAUGAAGAAAUAGAUGUUUCUAUGCAUGAAAUAAUGGUUAAUGUCAGUAUCUUGGAGGAAACAGAGGAUCUUAGUCAGGGCGAAGAACUUUCUUUGGAAUCUGUUGAGGAUCAAAGAACAUCCAGUGAAGAAUAUCAGCAACUAAUGGAACAAAUGUCAUCAGGUCUUGUGCCCAAUGAGAUGCCAGAAGAAAGGGCAUCAGGGUCAGAUGAUGAAGGGCCAGAGAUCUGCAGCGCAAGAGAACAAACUUCUUCUCAGUGUGACUCCAAUGGCAAUAUGGAGGAGACUUUAAUUGCCAUUAAGGAAAAUAUGUCUGCAGGGUACCGUGUUGGAGAUGACCUGAGAGAGUUUACAGAAGAGGACCAGGAACAGGUUGAGGAAAGCCUUGCUGAUUACCCCUCAGACUUAUCUCAAAGUGAAACUGAAGAGUGUGCAGAAAGUGCUGGGGACCAGAUAUCCACACUCUUGGACAGCAGUUUGAGUUUGAGCAAUGAUCAGUUAAACAAGACGAAAGAUUUAUCCCAUGCAGAAGAAGACAACUUGCGAGAGGAAGACAAGCCAAUGGAUUUUACCUCCACUGACAGUGAUAGCGAGAUUAAGGAACCAGAAGUUCAGACAAUAUCAGAAGCAGCAGACAUGGAUACAUCCAUCCAGAGUGAGAAUGCUGAUGAGCAUGAUGUUGAAGAAUCUCUAACAAAUGAUAGCAGUAGAGAGGAAGACACCAGGAAUCAAGGAAUGGGAGAUGAAAGAGAUGCAAGGAAUGGAAAUAAUCAAGAUCAACCAGACUAUGAUAGUGACAUAAGUAGUGACCACAGCACAAGUCAAGAGGAGAUUACUGAGGGCUUUGUGAGGGAUGAGGAAGACUGGAAAUGUGACAUACAGCAGAAUAACUUUAUGGAGGACUUGGACAGAGCUGAUCUUGACAUUGAUUUAGGGAUAGAUACAGAAGAUAGAGAUGGUAGCAACCCCGAGAUGGAUAGCGACUUCACAAACACAAGCCCUUUCUCAUAUAAGUGGCACUGUGGUGAAGAACCCAAUGAAGAGUCCAAUGAGUCAUACCCAACAUUACAAUCAGUCCACCUGGAUCCAGCCGUCAAAGAACAAGAUACACCCCUAGCAGAGAUUUUAACUAGUGCGAGAGAUACCAACACCUUAAUCUCUGAGGUGUUUUGGUCCUCAGAACUAUUAAUGAGUGAAAGUAAGCUCCUAGAUGAGUAUGACUGGGACUUGACUGGAGAACAGCAACUUGAGAUGAAUGUCGGUGAAGAAGAAAACCAAGAGGACACAGAAGAAGUCCUGGAGGCGUUAGACAAUGAUGAUGAUGGGGAAGAGAAAGCACGGGACUGGGAGCAGGAGAAAACAAGAAUUGAGGCAUUUUAUAGAUACUAUAAUCAGGAUGAGCAAGAGGACAAAGCAGACAGGAAUCAUAAGGUUACCUUUUGUUUGGAUCAUGAAUCGUCUGAAUAUGAAGAAGAGUCUGAGAGCAGUGAAGAGGAACUGGACAAGGACCCUGACAUACCUCCAACUACAAUAAAGCCUGAGUACCACAGUGAGUCAGAUGAUGAACUGCAGGAGAAGCAUUUCAUCCCUGAGAAGCCAAAGCUUCAACCAAAAGAGCAGCAACCUGUGAGCCCUACAUGGAAUGCAAGUCCUCCAAGGAACAAGUGUCUUGCUCUGCUGAAGUCAGUUUUAGCACUGGGCCUGGCGACCGCGAUAGGCAUGGUGACAUUCUGGUGGGCUACAGACAAUCUGGAGUGGAUACACUGAAUUCACACCUUAAUGUUUCUGCCUGCACUGAUAAAAAGAAAACAGUAAGAUGCAAGAAUCAAUAUCAUACUCAAAAUAAGAUAUUCUGCCUUUUGGCGUAGGUGUAAACAUACAGGAAGGGCCAUGAAAUGUUCUCUGAAAUUUUAGAGCAAAGUGUGACUUAUUGAUCACUGUGAAACAGACAGCUGAUGAGUCAGUUGAGAUUAAGCCCAUUUUAUUUCCUUACAGAUUACAACCUUCUAGCAUGCUCUAAAACAGUCUUUUACAGACAGACAGCUGAUGAGUCAGUUAAGAUUAAGACCAUUUUAUUUCCUUACAGAUUACAACCUUCUAGCAUGCUUUAAAACAGUCUUUUUAAAGGUGAAAAAAGAUUUCAGUCUCACCAUAUUGUAAAUGUUUCAUGUAAAUCUUCAGUGUUGGCAUCAAGGAAAACAGCUGAAUGCAAUGAUGCUUUUGAUCACGGUUUCUUUCAUUUCUAUAGGCACAAUUUUGUGUUACCAUCACCAAUUAAGUCAGGCUCCUCUAAACAUGCCAUGCAGUAAGUGUAAUCAGGGGGAAUGAAUAUUGUGAGGCACCAUUUUUGUUACUAAAGCAUAAAGGUAUCUUGCUGCUUCUAUUCAACUAAAAUGCAUUGCAUGUGAAAACAUCUUUUGACUUCAUGACCCUUAGCCUUGUUCAGCGAAUUCAGCUUAAUCAUUUCAUAUUUCCUUACUGGUCAGUGCUUUGUCUUCUUGAAGGAGCUACACAUAGGUUUAAAGAAGUUAUAAUGCUUUUGCUUGCAGAUUCAACCAUUUUUGUUUGCAACACAAGCUAUAUUUCUAGCAAGCAAAAUGAGCUAAAGGCAUUUGCCACAAUUAACACCGCUAGGUUAUUUGGAUGAAAGUACCAUCAGAGUUUGACCAAAAAAAGGACUUUUAAUAAAGUACAUUUAGUGACUACUGAUAACCAAUGACUCAGAUGUUUAAAAAGAUUAAAAAAUGCAUGUAAACUGUAAAACUCUUACCUGUAAUUUCUAUUUGUACCAAUAAAAAUACAUGAAAAGCCA
Molecule: messenger RNA, 3832 nt
Organism: Pygocentrus nattereri (red-bellied piranha)
Lineage: Eukaryota; Metazoa; Chordata; Actinopteri; Characiformes; Serrasalmidae
Exons: 8
Coding region: 655-2787 (710 amino acids)
Source: RefSeq, a predicted model, not a curated record